Molecule: messenger RNA, 2937 nt
Organism: Impatiens glandulifera
Lineage: Eukaryota; Viridiplantae; Streptophyta; Magnoliopsida; Ericales; Balsaminaceae
Product: kinesin-like protein NACK2
Exons: 14
Coding region: 143-2878 (911 amino acids)
Biological process (GO): microtubule-based movement
Molecular function (GO): ATP binding; microtubule binding; microtubule motor activity
Source: RefSeq, a predicted model, not a curated record
AUCUAGUCCAACCUCCCGUUAAUCUUUCUCUCUCUCUCGUCGUGGAUCGAAACCCUACAGUCAUAAGAGUAAAAUCUUCCAGGAAAUGAGCAAAUCGUAAUCACUUUCCAUUCUUGCUUCAAUUUCUCAGUUUCUACAAAAUAUGAUGAAAAUGGGACAUGUAACCGCCGGAAAUCCAAUGACACCGGCGCCAGCAUCUAAGAUUCAGAAAUUAACUCCUUUUUCUUCUCCAUAUGGUUCGGCUGCAAGUAAAGAGAAGAUUCUUGUUACAGUUCGACUUAGACCUUUGAACCCUAAAGAACAAGCAGCUUAUGAUUUAAUUGCAUGGGAAUGUGCUGAUGAUCAAACCAUCAUUUCAAGGAAUCUGAAUCACGAAAGACCUUCUGGAAGUUAUACUUUUGAUCGAGUUUUUGAUUCAGCUGAUUCAACAGACAAGGUGUAUGAGGAUGGUGCUAGGGAUGUUACCCUUUCUGCUUUAAAGGGGAUUAAUGCUACAAUAUUUGCUUAUGGACAGACUGGAAGUGGGAAGACAUUCACAAUGUCUGGCAUAACUGAAAAUGCAAUCAAAGACAUCUAUGAACACAUCGACAAUACACCCGGGAGAGAAUUUGUAAUAAGAUUUUCUGCUUUGGAGAUUUACAAUGAGGCAGUAGUUGAUCUAUUGAAUCGAGGAUCAGGGUCUCUUCGUCUUCUGUAUCAUCCCGAGAAAGGGACUUUUGUGGUAGACAAACUGACAGAAAUUGAUGUAAAGGAUAUUCAUCAUUUGAGACAAUUGAUUAGUGUAUGCGAAGCCCAGAGACAGGUUGGAGAAACAGCUUUAAAUGAUAAAAGUUCAAGAUCACAUCAGAUUAUCAGACUGACCAUCGAGAGCAGUUUGUCGGAGAAAUCAGGCUCGGUGAAAUCUUUCUUAGCCAGUCUGAACCUUGUUGAUCUGGCUGGGAGUGAACGCGCAUCACAAACGAAGUCCAAUGGUGCUAGAUUGAAAGAGGGGAGUCAUAUUAACCGUAGCUUAUUGACAUUGACAACAGUAAUCAGAAAGCUAAGUGGGGGGCAGAGGAAUAAUCAUAUACCGUAUAGAGAUUCAAAUUUGACGAGAAUAUUGCAGCAUUCACUUGGUGGGAAUGCUCGAACGGCUAUAAUUUGCACUAUGAGUCCUGCAUUAAGCCACGUUGAACAAUCGAGAAACACUCUUUCAUUCGCUACCAGCGCUAAGGAAGUGACGAACAAUGCUCGAGUCAACAUGGUGGUUGAACAGAAACAAUUAGUGAAUCAUUUGCAGAAGGAAGUUGCUCGGCUUGAAGCCGAGUUACAAACUCCUAAACGACUAUCUUCCUCAUCGUGUUUGAGGACUUUAAUCAUCGAAAAAGACUUGAAGAUUCAGGAGAUGGAGAAGGAGAUUAGUGAGCUUAAAGGGCAGUUGAAAAUGUCAAGAACGAAAACGAAUGAUGAACAUCAUGUCCUGCCGAAGAAACGACUUUCCUUUUCUGGAAAGAAAACGGUUAGGGAAUCAGCAAAUGCAUCAAUUCUAGUCCAUGAAAUCAGGAAGCUUGAAUUGCUUCAAAGGCAGCUCGGAGAAGAAGCUAAUCAGGCUCUUGAAGUACUUCAGACAGAGUUUGCAUUGAACAAAAACGGUAGUCGAGACGCAACCAAUACAAUAGCGAAACUUUUAGCCGAGAUUAAGGAAAUGAAAGUCAUGGUUCCUCCAGACGAAGAAGAAAUGGAUAUCGAUAAAACGAGGAAUCUUAAGGAAGAAAUAACUCGGCUUAACCAACAAGGUAGAAACAUUGUUUCAUUGGAAGCAAAACUCGAGAAUGUCCAACGUUCCAUCGAUAAGUUGGUCGGUUGUCUUCCAGAGGAAACACUGCAAAAUUCAAAAAACGCCACUAAUCCGUUGAAGAAAAAGAAGAUCCUCCCGUUUUCAUUGAGCAACACACCGAGUUUAUUACUCUCCCCUUGCUCUCCUUCGUCAUCCACACGACAAACUGCCAAUUCUGGAAUCGAAAAUCAAAGCCCGGUUAUUAAUAAGGCUGAUGAUGCUGCUGCUGCUACUCCUAUGAAAAACGCGAAUCAAACUAGUGGGAACUCAGUAAAUGUGAAGAAAAUUGAGAAGAUGUUCAAGAGAGCAACAGAGGAGAAUAUUAGGAGCAUAAAAUCAUACGUGACUGGAUUGAAGGAACGAGUGGCGAAGCUUCAGUACCAAAAACAGCUUCUUGUUCUUCAGGUGUUGGAGAUGGAGACAAACGAGGAUGAAGAAGAUGAUGAAUCGAAUAAAACCGACCAAUGUUCUUCUCCUUCGAUGUCUGUGGUUCAAUUGCAGCCUUCGUUUGAGGAUCAAAGGAGACAGAUAAUUAUGUUGUGGCAUUUAUGUCAUGUUUCUCUUAUUCAUAGAACACAAUUCUAUUUGUUAUUCAGAGGAGAUAACGACGAUCAGAUUUAUCUGGAAGUUGAACUUCGAAGAUUGACGUGGUUAGAACAUCAGUUAGCUGAGGUUGGAAAUGCUAGCCCCGCGCUUUUGAGUGAUGAACCGGCAACCUCUGUUUCAUCGAGUAUUAAGGCUUUGAAACAAGAACGGGAGUAUUUGGCGAAGAAGGUGAGUUCGAAGCUUACGAUGGAAGAACGAGAGAUGAUUUAUUUGAAAUGGGAAGUUCCAAUGGAGGGAAAACAGAGGAGAAGGAUGCAAUUGGUGAAUAAGUUGUGGACAGAUCCUUUGAACAUGAAACAUGUUAAGGAAAGUGCUGAAGUUGUGGCGAAAUUGGUCGGAUUUUGUGAAUCGGGCGAAAGGGUUUCGAAGGAAAUGUUUGAACUUAAUUUUGUUAAUCAUGGUGAUAGGAAGACAUGGAUGGGAUGGAAUUUGAUCUCAAAUUUCUUGCAUUUGUAGAAAACAGUUAUGAACUUAAGGAAAACUGUUUUUUUUUUGUAAUGGAAUAGAUAAAUUUG